This is a messenger RNA of Aspergillus saccharolyticus JOP 1030-1, 1813 nucleotides long. RefSeq names its product adenylate cyclase-binding protein (gene capA). The record is from RefSeq and is a predicted model, not a curated record. Gene Ontology annotation, biological process: cytoskeleton organization; regulation of adenylate cyclase activity. Gene Ontology annotation, cellular component: cytoplasm. Gene Ontology annotation, molecular function: actin binding; adenylate cyclase binding. NCBI's taxonomy places the organism in Eukaryota, Fungi, Ascomycota, Eurotiomycetes, Eurotiales, Aspergillaceae. The coding region runs from base 73 to 1623 and encodes 516 amino acids. The transcript has 3 exons.
CAUUGUUCUGUACCAUACUGACUAUGUAUACCUCGCUACAGGCUGGAAGCCGCGACUUCCCGCUUGGAAGACAUGGCGAUGUCGCUGGACGACCCAAACUCGCCCAAGACCAUCGGUGCUGUCGCUGCGCCUGAAACAGCCACACCCGAGACUCCCAAACUGGCUCCUCCAGCGACUCCCGCAGCCCCCCCCGUGCCGCCUCAGAUCCAGGACUUUGACGCACUGAUCAACGGGGAUGUGCGGACCUUCGUGGAGUUGGGACAGAAAAUCGACGGAUUAGUCGGAGAGCAGUCAAGAGCCGUCCAGCAAGCCUUCGAAGCCGAGCGUACUUACCUUUACGUUUCAACCAAAGCCAAGAAGCCCGAUCAGCAGCCCCCGGAGCUCAUGACGGAGCUCCACAAUGCCUCGGACAGCAUCAACAAUAUUCGUGAGUCCAACCGGGCAUCACAUCUGUUCAAUCACCUCAGCGCGGUGGCAGAGGGCAUCGUUGCUCUGGGCUGGUUCUUCGCCAGCAAGCCGGCCGAUUUCGUCACCGAGAUCGUUGGUGGGAUUGAGUACUACGGAAACAAGGUGCUCAAAGACUACAAGGAGAAGGAUCGCACCCACGUCCAGUACAUCCAAGCCUACUAUCAAAUCUUCAAGUCGCUCGCCGCCUACCUCAAGAAACACUAUCCUAAGGGUCUUACCUGGAACGAUCAGGACGGUAUCGACGCCCAAGAAGCUCUCAGACAGGUCAAGAGCGGCGGCAGCUCCGCUUCAUCCCCUAGUGAAAGUAGAGCCGCCCCCCCUCCCCCUCCCCCUCCUCCAGUACCAACCAUCAACGUCUCCGGCGGCAAUGGCGGCGCUCCUCCCCCUCCCCCUCCACCCCCUGGCGUCCCCCCUCCGCCCAGCGCCUCCAGCCCUUCUCCCGACAUGUCCGCUGUCUUUGACCAAUUGAACCGCGGCGAUGCCGUCACCUCCGGCCUACGCAAGGUCGACAAAUCCGAGAUGACGCACAAGAAUCCCAGCCUACGAACCAGCUCCGUGGUGCCCGAGCGGCCCAGCUCGCAAGGCAGCUCCGUCUCCUCGCCCACCUCGCGGGCGCGGUCCCCAGCCCCGCCAUCUACGAAGCCCAAGCCCGAGAGCAUGCGCUCGCGUAAGCCGCCACGCAAGGACCUGGAGGGCAAUAAGUGGUUGGUCGAGCACUUUGACAACCCCGGCGGCAUCGUCGAGAUCAGCGCGCAGCAGAACCACUCAAUCCUGAUCUCGCGCUGCAACAAGACCAUCAUCAAGGUCAACAACAAGGCCAACGCCAUCUCCAUUGACAACUGCACCGGCCUGUCCAUCAUCGUCGACUCGCUCGUCAGCAGUCUCGACGUCAUCAAGUCCUCCAAGUUCGCCCUGCAGAUUGACGGCGUCGUCCCCACCCUGCUCUUAGACCAGGUCGACGGCGCCACCAUCUAUCUGAGCCAGCAGAGCUUGGCCACCGAGGUCUUCUCCAGCAAGUCCACCGCCAUCAACGUCAUGCUGCCCCCUAAGGAGGGCACCGAUGACGAUACCAAGGAGUGCCCGCUCCCUGAGCAGAUCAAGUCGUAUGUCAAGGAUGGUGUCCUGGUGAGCGAGAUUGUGGAGCACGCUGGUUAAACCCAAGCUUCCUACUCUGUUUGCCCGCCCUCCUCGGGCGUGAUAACCCCUCCGAGAUGGGGUCAAGUUGAUUUGGUGUAUGUAGCAUCGGACAGGGAGGUGAUCCCGGCCUGCUCCGUGCCCGUAACUUAGAUUUACUAUGUAGAUAAGGAUUUAACUAAAUCACACUUUUGGUGUUCAACGCAUUUUC